Molecule: messenger RNA, 6175 nt
Organism: Coregonus sp. 'balchen'
Lineage: Eukaryota; Metazoa; Chordata; Actinopteri; Salmoniformes; Salmonidae
Source: the annotation of a GenBank genome assembly
AUGUUGAGCCAGUCUCCGAUCACUGCCACCCAGAUGAGCUUGAUGCCCACCGACUCCCGCAGGUGGAACCAGAGAGGGAAGAAGAUGAAGAAGGUGUUCCUGAGGUCAGCAGCCCAGGACACCCACAGGAACAAACCCUGGGCAUCCUUAUAGUUGGUCUGGAGGUAAUUAGUGGUGCUCACCCCAUAGCCCUGCAUGGCAUUCAUGACUGUCUCCAUUUUCGAGCUGUCCCUAGUGAAUUGUCAGUCUAGGAAGCCAAUAUGAGAUGUGGUGGGGUAUGAGAGCACUGUAUGUAGGAGUCUGCCUGUUGUUUUUAUACCAGAGCGACCCACCACCCAAAGGCAUGUACAGCCUGAUCUUUGGACCUUGCACAUGUGCAAUAAAGCACAGCGGGGCAGGGGAGUUUGGGAGGGAUGUACUAAGGAGAGAGACCAUACAAAUAAGUACAAAGAACGGGUAAAAACAAUAGUCAAUCAGUGUCUCUGUGUCUCUCACCCUGAAAUAGACAAAAAUACUUCAUUUAUGAUUGACCAGUGGAAUUCAAAUUCAAACCUAACAAAUAACCUACACAAUACAGUUUGUGGCAAAACAAGCCAAGCAAGGGGAUGUGUGGACAACGGCAUUGCUUUUGCUUUUAUCUAUUGAAAUGCAAAACCCAAUGUUUUACUACACUACAGUCUGCUUUAUCUGUAAUACAGCAAGUUGUCCUUGUAAGACCAUGAAAUGGAUAAGAUAGGGACUAGAAGAGUCACACAAAUGCACAGACUUCACUAAGCCCACUUUCUGGGCAGUUUUAAACAACACAUUUAAAAAAUAAGAAAUAAAAAACAUUUGAAUUAUAAAAAGGCUAAUAUAUAUAUUGACAAUAUGCUAAAUACGCCCAUCCUUCGACAACUUGCAGACAAUAAUCUGUCAGUUAUAUAAUACAUUUCUGACGACUUUGUGAAAAUUGAGUCUGGCCAGAAUCCAGCGGCUAGCCCACCUGUUGGUUACAUAAAGGAAUCAAUCAUUAAAUGGUUUGGGACUUACUCAGGAGAUGCUGAGAAGAUAACUGACCAAUAAAACUAGGUCCUGGAUAUGGUAAUCACUCUACUGUAAAUAGGUCAGACUAGGCAACCCCCAAGCCAGGGUUUUAUCUCGGAAAGAAAUAGCCAAUGAACUAUUAUCAUUAUAGCAGGUCACAAAGUCAAUUGUGAAUUGUCAAUGGAUUUAGUCCCAUUCGUUUCACAUGUUAAUGAUGGAUGUGGUUGAGGUAGUAGGACAUAAAUAGGUCAAUCAAUUUUCAUUGGACUGCUUAAAGUGUCCUUGCUACUAUCCUCGCCAAGAGACGUAUAGUCCUGGAGUGGAAAAACAUUCACCCACCAUUGCACAGUCAUCCUGUUUCAGGGGCUAGCUUAUCACUCCAGAGCAGACCACCUCUGUUUACCGCCUUUGGCAGCAGGAGCUCCAUGGAGGGGUGUAGGCUCAGUGGCGGACUUACCAUUAGGCAACCAAGGCAAUUGCCUGGGGCCUCAUAUCAUCAGUGAGACCUCCAGGGGGCCCCCAUUGAUUUUGUUAGUCAACCAGAUAUAAUUUAGUAUGAACAUCGCAUAAGUCAAGACAAAAUGUGUAGAAUUGCAGGAAAUUAACUUUAAAACUGCAACAUUUUCUCUCCUCCCCAUAGCAAAAUGUGUAGAAUUGCAGGAAAGCAGCUUUGAAACUGCAACAUGUUCUCUAUUCAUAGCAAAAUGUGUAUAAUUGCUGGAAAUUAACUUUAAAAUUAUAUAUUUUUUAUCUCCGCUGCCAAGAGGGAGGCCGUUAAAAUGUUUUGCCCGCGAGGUGGGUGUGGGGUUAACCAAAUAUCACUUAGGCCAGGGGCCUCAGACUAGCCUCCAAAUCACUAAGUCCGCCCCUGUGUAGGCUAAAGGUUAGGGAGUAUGUCUGCAACAACCUCCAGGAGGCAAACAAAUGCCCUAACCUUGAAUAAAGUCCAGUGGGAACAACAGACUGAACGACAGUCCUGGAGCUCAAGAGGACUACUCCUGACCAUUCUCCAAUCCUCUCCCAGCUUUGGUGUACCUUCCCUGGGGACUGAUCUGGAUCAACACCACAGUCAUGGAUAUUUUCCACAGCUGGGGGGUGGAGGUGGCCGUCCAUCUGCAGACCCAGUAUGGGCAUUAUGAGGGCUGGUUUAGCCUAGCCUCUACAGUGGCAGACCUGCAUACCACCUUCUUUUGUUUCUUCCCAGUCUGGUUCUAUCUACGCAGGGAUGUGGGUGUAAAGCUCAUCUGGGUGGCUGUCAUCGGGGACUGGCUCAACCUGGUCAUGAAGUGGUAAGGAACGGAUUCAAUUGGUUUUCUGUCAUUGGUUUGUCAUGGAUUUUGGUACACAUUGCGAUUUAGUACACAUAAACAAGAACUUACGCUGACUUGAACAUAAUUUAAAAUGGAAAUUGUCAUUAUAUAUUGCAAAGUCGUAACAUUUCAAAGAGUUUAACGAUGUUCUCUCUCCAUGGCAGGGUUCUAUUUGGAGAGAGACCCUAUUGGUGGGUCCAUGAUACCCGCUUCUAUGGGAAAGAUCCAGCCCCUGCCUUAAAACAAUUCCCCAUCACCUGUGAAACUGGACCAGGUAGGCAAUGCCAUAGAUAGAUGUGUGCCAGAGUCUAGCACUGAUUAUCACUCAACACACCUCAAGAUUAUAGCAGUCUUGGCAAGUGGAAGCAUUAUUUGCUUAGCCUAUAUCUAAUAGAUGACUGAUAACAGUACUAUAGUGCCAUAACAACCUUUGCACUUAUUGAUUCCCAUUCCGCAGGGUAAAUACAUAGAGAAUAAUCUUAUCUGGAAAGGAAUUCGGUAGUGUAGUGUGUCAUUUUUGUUUCACUAAUUGCAUCUUCAGGGUGUGUUUCCACUGUCCAAAUAAGACAACAAAACAGGGAUGGGAAAGAGGUGGAAUGUGAUUAUGGGAAAAUACUGCAGACAAUAGAUACUGAACAAAGAGACUUUGCCAUCAUAUCCCUGGUAGCCAGAUAUGUGUGUGCUUUAGCCAACUCUUAUAUCCUAAAUGGUCAAUGAAGCCAAAGUGUGCUGUUUUUCAUAGGAAGCCCUUCGGGUCAUGCCAUGGGCUCGGCUGGGGUGUGGUACGUGAUGAUAACGGCUGUCUUCUCAGUGGCGGCAGAAAGACGGUUCCCCCCUAUCCUGUACAAGUGGGUCAAAGAGAAGUGGAGUCAAUGGUGGUGUUACUGCUUAUACCCAAUUCAAUGCUUACAGAUCUACACAAAGUGCCUGGGAGUUAGGGCAGGGGUGGGAAAACUACGGCCCUCCAGUCAAUGUUAUUCGGCCCGCGAGGGAGACCAUACAGAGGUAGAUUUGUUUGUUUUUGGGGAAAUUAUUAUUUUGGUUUAAAAAACCACUCCAGGCUAUUCUUGAACAUCUGAAACUACUGUAAAUACACUGCUCAAAAAAAUAAAGGGAACACUUAAACAACACAAUGUAACUCCAAGUCAAUCACACUUCUGUGAAAUCAAACUGUCCACUUAGGAAGCAACACUGAUUGACAAUACAUUUCACAUGCUGUUGUGCAAAUGGAAUAGACAACAGGUGGAAAUUAUAGGCAAUUAGCAAGACACCCCCAAUAAAGGACUGGUUUUGCAGGUGGUGACCACAGACCACUUCUCAGUUCCUAUGCUUCCUGGCUGAUGUUUUGGUCACUUUUGAAUGCUGGCGGUGCUUUCACUCUAGUGGUAGCAUGAGACGGAGUCUACAACCCACACAAGUGGCUCAGGUAGUGCAGCUCAUCCAGGAUGGCACAUCAAUGCGAGCUGUGGCAAGAAGGUUUGCUGUGUCUGUCAGCGUAGUGUCCAGAGCAUGGAGGCGCUACCAGGAGACAGGCCAGUACAUCAGGAGAUGUGGAGGAGGCCGUAGGAGGGCAACAACCCAGCAGCAGGACUGCUACCUCCGCCUUUGUGCAAGGAGGAGCAGGAGGAGCACUGCCAGAGCCCUGCAAAAUGACCUCCAGCAGGCCACAAAUGUGCAUGUGUCUGCUCAAACGGUCAGAAACAGACUCCAUGAGGGUGGUAUGAGGGCCCGACGUCCACAGGUGGGGGUUGUGCUUACAGCCCAACACCGUGCAGGAUGUUUGGCAUUUGCCAGAGAACACCAAGAUUGGCAAAUUCGCCACUGGCGCCCUGUGCUCUUCACAGAUGAAAGCAGGUUCACACUGAGCACGUGACAGACGUGACAGAGUCUGGAGACGCCGUGGAGAACGUUCUGCUGCCUGCAACAUCCUCCAGCAUGACCGGUUUGGCGGUGGGUCAGUCAUGGUGUGGGGUGGCAUUUCUUUGGGGGGCCGCACAGCCCUCCAUGUGCUCGCCAGAGGUAGCCUGAGGUACCGAGAUGAGAUCCUCAGACCCCUUGUGAGACCAUAUGCUGGUGCGGUUGGCCCUGGGUUCCUCCUAAUGCAAGACAAUGCUAGACCUCAUGUGGCUGGAGUGUGUCAGCAGUUCCUGCAAGAGGAAGGCAUUGAUGCUAUGGACUGGCCUGUCCGUUCCCCAGACCUGAAUCCAAUUGAGCACAUCUGGGACAUCAUGUCUCGCUCCAUCCACCAACGCCACGUUUCACCACAGACUGUCCAGGAGUUGGCGGAUGCUUUAGUCCAGGUCUGGGAGGAGAUCCCUCAGGAGACCAUCCGCCACCUCAUCAGGAGCAUUCCCAGGCGUUGUAGGGAGGUCAUACGGGCACAUGGAGGCCACACACACUACUGAGCCUCAUUUUGACUUGUUUUAAGGACAUUACAUCAAAGUUGGAUCAGCCUGUAGUGUGGUUUUCCACUUUAAUUUUGAGGGUGACUCUAAAUCCAGACCUCCAUGGGUUGAUAAAUUUGAUUUCCAUUGAUCAUUUUUGUGUGAUUUUGUUGUCAGCACAUUCAACUAUGUAAAGAAAAAAGUAUUUAAUAAGAUUAUUUCAUUCAUUCAGAUCUAGGAUGUGUUAUUUUAGUGUUCCCUUUAUUUUUUUGAGCAGUGUAUAAAGUAUGUUGAAAUGGUAAUAGACCGAUAUAUUUUCAAAUAACUGCCCUUUCUCUGGCCCUCAAAUAUAUUUUUUGGACGAACAAAUCUGUAAAAAAAAAACUUAGUUAGGGUGAAGGAUCUAUUGUUGUUUCGGAGCAGGGCCUUAGUUAAUUUUUCUUCCCCAGUUUCUUGCAAGUGGGGCUGUGGAUGCUGCUGUGUACAGUAGAGCUGCUGGUGUGCAUGUCCAGAGUCUACAUGGCUGCCCAUUUCCCGCACCAGGUCAUCAGUGGGGUCAUCACAGGUCAGAGAACCAGGGCUUGACCUAGAUUUCAAGAUGCAGCUUGUACCCCUAGCAGGUUGUGCUGACCUGAACCGAACUGUGCUGGCUUGGUUAUUUUCCUUUCACAUUGUCGUCCUUUCCAGGAACUGUGUUGAAUGCGCAACCAGGCCAGCACAGUACAGCUCGGCUUAGCUUGGUUUGGAUCAGCAAGUACACUGUAAAAAAAAUACUGUUGUUUUUAUGGUAACUUACUGGCAGCCAGUAAACUUUACAGUAAUAUACUGUUAAACCCACGUUUCUUUGGAAUUUACAGUAACAUACUGUACUUUUUACAGUACAGUUUUUACUGUAAAGUUUACAGUAAUGUACUAUUAAACCAAAGUUUCUUUCGAAUUUAUGGUAAAAUACAGUAAGUUACCGUAAAAGAACUAGAUUGUUCUUUACAAUAUAAAAGGGGUAUUGGGUUUCGAUUCUGUUCUACAAUGUUCUUGUCUAUAUCCAUGGCAGGUAUCAUGGUGGCUGAGGUCUUCUCCAGAGUGCAGUGGAUCUACAGAGCCAGUCUGAAGAAGUACUUCUACACCACCCUCUUUCUGCUCUCCUUCGCUGUGGGCUUCUACGAGCUGCUGAAGGCUCUAGGCGUGGACCUGCUGUGGACCCUAGAGAAAGCCCAGAAGUGGUGUGUGAGAGCCGAAUGGGUCCACAUGGACUCCACCCCCUUUGCCAGCCUCCUGCGCAACAUGGGCACCCUGUUUGGCCUGGGCCUGGGCCUGCACUCGCCCCUCUACACUGAGAGCAAGAAGAGCAGCAUCCCCUUCAGGGUGGGAUGUAUCACUGUCUCUUUAUUGUUGCUACAGGUCCUGGAUGGCUUGACGUUCUCCUCCAGAGACCAGGCAAUGUUCUAUGUGUUGUCCUUU